AUAACGGCGAUAACAACGUUAUCAAUGCAUUCAAGACUUGUUUAGUUACGGCAAUUUUUUAUUCGAUGUCACUAAUGUCAGCAAGUUGCCGGUCGGCGUACAAUGAACAUUACAUGGUUUAAAAUUGAAAACGUACGCACCUUGGACUUUGGAGAGAUUUAAAACUAUCUUGUGGCGAUGGAAGUCGAUGAACCCAAUUACGAAUUCUCGACGUUAAAGUGUCAGUGGUCGUUAACGGAUUCACCCACCGUCACAGUACACUUGAAAGUGGCAUUUCAUGAUGAGGCGGCUGACGAUCAGACACGGAUGGCAUUGCAGGUAACUUCGAUUGUAGACGACAAUUUGAGUGACUGUGUAGUCUACAGGGGAUUUGUGAUUGGCAACAAAGCGGCUGACCAGACCCUACAUUCGGGGGUCCGCCAUGACGACGACGAUUCGGCAGCCGUCCGUAUCUGGUUAAGGGAUGCGCGAGCGGCGCUACUUGGCAGUGGCGACAAGCCGACUACAGCUGAAUACGAAUAUCAUUUGCGACGUGAAGACCACAACGACGACCGACUGCUAACGUUGGCAUGGAAGAUCAAACUUCGUCCAUUCGGCUUGGCAACGCUUGGCAUGGUUCAGAUGGCAGGAGAAACUGCGACAAUGUCACUGACAUGCAAUUCGUUCAUCACACCAUUGAUUGGCAUGCUGUCUGCUGAAAGGAAGCAAAAACAGCAGUCGGACCUAGCGACUGCUGACCGCGAGGGAUGCCUGUUGGAAGACAAUCGUCGGCUGCUGAAUGAAUUACAAUUGAUGUCCGAGGGCCGGCGGCUAGAGGACCAGCGGCUGAUGGCGCAGUUCGUGGAGGUAUUGAAUGCAAAAAAGCGGCAGAUAGUUGACUUGCAACAUAAGUUGGAUGAAUUGAAGCUGGAGCCAGACAUGUCGCAGCCGGUGGCCGUUGAACAGGAAAAAGUGAUAGUUCGACAACGACGAGGACGUGGCACCUGUCGUGGUCGACCUGGGCCGAUCAAAAAAAUUAGACGUUCCACAACUCAUGGUGAGAACAAGAAAAAAUUGUGUUCCUCCUCGUCCGAAGACGAUAAUGCCACUCUACGAUGUAUUAAUAGUAAUAAUUCCUCUGGGUUGGAAGAAAUAGACAAAUUGAACUGUGAUAAUACUUCUGGUAAUGUAGUGAUAGAUCCUAAGAAUUUCCCAAUGUCCACUUCAAUACCAGUAUCUAUUACAGAUGAGAAUAUACCAGUAUCUACUACAGAUAAGAAUAUACCAGUUGAUCCCAGGUACUUUGCUGACACUCAAAUAGAUUCACCCAACAGUUCACCGACGUGGUUACAACAGCCAUUGACAAAUUCACCUAACAGUUCACCGACGUGGUUACAACAGCCAUUGACAAAUUCACCUUUGCCUCAGCUGCAGCCUUCAAUAAACCAACACAGUGAACACCAAUUACCAAAAAAAAAAUCUGUGCUCGAUGACCUAUGGAAUGGAAUUGUAUAACUGGUAAUGUUAUAUUCAAUCAAACAAUCGCAUACAAUCUUUACUGUUUUUUUUUUUUUUAAUUU
Myzus persicae (green peach aphid) is the source of this 1559-nucleotide messenger RNA. RefSeq lists its product as uncharacterized. The transcript has 2 exons. The record is from RefSeq and is a predicted model, not a curated record. The coding region runs from base 178 to 1494 and encodes 438 amino acids. Lineage: Eukaryota; Metazoa; Arthropoda; Insecta; Hemiptera; Aphididae.